AAUAGAAUAGGAGGCAAAGGCACAGCAGACAAGAGAGCAAGCAACCAUUUUUUUUUCCUCCUUCCUCAGAAAAGCGGAAGUUGGCACUCAGAAAUCCUACCCGGAGCGGAGAGCGGAGAGCGGAGGGAGCGCCCGCUCGCUCGUCGUCGGUGGUGGUGGCUCCGCCCUCCCCCUCCGCGUCGCCCAGGUGUUAGCUGGUAAAAUAGAAGGGGAAAGGCGCUACCAUGGGCAUUUCAUCCAAGUGGAUCAAAUCACUUGUCGGGAUAAAAAAGCAUGGAAAAGCUCAGAAUGGUGAAAGCAGCAGAGAAAGGAGCUCUGCCGCUCAGGUGCUACACAAACGGAAGCAUUCCGUGGAUACUGAAGGUGCCCUUGCAGUUGCAGAACACACAGUGCAAACUGAACCAUUGGCUAGUGACACCAAUACACAGACAGUUUCAUCUCAGACUGAACUAAAUACAAAGGAGCAUCAGGCUGCAACAGUUAUUCAAUCAGCCUUUCGAGCAUUCUUGGCUAGGCGAGCUUUACGGGCAUUAAAAGGAUUAGUUAGACUCCAGGCUCUCGUUAGGGGCCAUGCUGUACGAAAGCAAGCAGCAGAAACACUUCAGUGUAUGCAAUCACUAGUAAAGGCUCAAGCUCGUGUCAGAGCAAGACAGGUUCGUAUUGGUUUGGAAGGUCAGGUGACCCAGAAGAAGGCUCCUGAACAAAAUGCUCACGAUGAUCAUGCUCGAGAAAUUGAGGAACGCUGGUGUGGCAGUAUUGGCUCAGCGGAAGAUAUGCAAGCUAAAGUAUUGAAAAAGCAAGAAGCUGCUGCUAAGCGGGAAAGAGCAAUGGCAUAUGCUUUAACACACCAGCGGCAGGCAGGUUCCAGGAAACUGAAAGCUGCAGAUGUCCAAGGGCCAGAGGCGGAUGAGAACCAGUGGGGGCGGAACUGGGUAGAGAGGUGGGUGGCUGUACGCCCGUGGGAGAACAGGUUACUGGACAGUAAUGCCAAAGAGAGUGUACCAAUUGGCGAUGAUAAGGAGGCUGAGGAAAAUGGGGACAGGGAUGUAAACAAUCCAAAAGGAAAAGUUGCAGUUUCGGGCAUUCAGUCAAAUGGUUCAAGCCAGACGAAAGAUGCAAAACACAAGAAGUCACAUUCUGAUGCAAGUGGUUCUUCAUCGGGGCAAUCUGCGGCUGCACCACCCACCGCUUCUUUGGGUUCAUCCAAGCUGAAACCGAAGCCAUCGGAUCAAACCUCUGAGGAAGUCAGCCCUCAACCUACAGAUCCGGCUCCGCGGUCCACAAGUAAUCCCAAGGAAAGGCCAGCACAAGUCAGUGCACCAACCAAGAAGCGGCUAUCCCUUCCUAACAACGCAGCUGUCGGUGGCGCGGCAAGAAAAGGCCAGGUGAGCAGCAGCGAGAGAACUCGGUCCGUCGGUUCCAAGAACACGGUGAAGGGUGCAUCGAAGCCUGAAUCGAAGCAGCGACCGAGUCCCGGUAGCGCAACCGCGAAGCGGGUCCAGGCACAGGCCUGAUGAUUCAAGCCACUCCCUCCCAUUUCAUUCAGAAACUUGGUCAUGGCAAUGCCCAUCUGUCACGGUGUGUCGCCGCAUCGUCUGUGUACAUAAAACCGAGAAAUAAACAACCCCGCAUCUAGAUCGCCGCCAUGCUCCACGCCCCGCCAUCGGUAGGCGUCGUCGUAACCGUUUCCUCGGUCAUGCUUCCGUCAUCUACCAUUUCUGUGUGUAUGUUAUCUUCUUCAAGCCACUCUUCCGAAAGAAGCAAAGAGGCUAGCACCAUGUUAUCUGCAAGUUGUGUUCGUCCUUGAGUUUCAGUGUAAGAAAAAAACAUGAUUUAGUUGUUCCAACUUGACAUGUUCUCCAGCACUCGGUGGUGGUUGGUGCCAUGCCAUCAACCAUGCGUAUCCCCCAUGUAUAUCUCUCUCUGGCUGCCCUUCUUUCAUGGAAAGUUCAUCUUGAUUCUUCUGGAUGGUUUUUUAUAA
Messenger RNA from Hordeum vulgare subsp. vulgare (domesticated barley), 1981 nucleotides. Its product is annotated as protein IQ-DOMAIN 5-like. Gene Ontology annotation, molecular function: protein binding. The coding region runs from base 225 to 1514 and encodes 429 amino acids. The record is from RefSeq and is a predicted model, not a curated record. The transcript has 7 exons. NCBI's taxonomy places the organism in Eukaryota, Viridiplantae, Streptophyta, Magnoliopsida, Poales, Poaceae.